This is a messenger RNA of Hevea brasiliensis (rubber tree), 811 nucleotides long. RefSeq names its product mitochondrial import inner membrane translocase subunit TIM14-1. Bases 155 to 493 code for a protein of 112 amino acids. Gene Ontology annotation, cellular component: PAM complex, Tim23 associated import motor. The transcript is spliced from 4 exons. Gene Ontology annotation, molecular function: ATPase activator activity. The record is from RefSeq and is a predicted model, not a curated record. Lineage: Eukaryota; Viridiplantae; Streptophyta; Magnoliopsida; Malpighiales; Euphorbiaceae. Gene Ontology annotation, biological process: protein import into mitochondrial matrix.
AAAUCAAAUUAAUUAUGUUCAUCUAAUUCAAUUUUUCUGUUUUAAUCCAAAACUACACACCCAUCUCCCAAAGCCUAAAAGAAGAGAGAUUUUUAACAAGAUUUCGAUUCAAGCCUAAGCAAAUACAAUCUAACAAGUUUCAAUUCCAGUAAAAAUGGCCACUCCCUUUUUGGCUGGGCUUGCAGUUGCUGCAGCUGCUCUUGCUGGUAGGUAUGGAAUCCAAGCUUGGCAAGCAUUCAAGGCUCGACCCCCUAAACCCAGAAUUCGCAAGUUCUAUGAUGGUGGUUUUCAGCCUAAGAUGACCAGAAGAGAAGCAGCUCUCAUUCUUGGUGUCAGGGAGAAUGCAACAUCAGAUAAGGUCAAGGAAGCACAUAGAAAAGUAAUGGUAGCAAAUCAUCCUGAUGCUGGAGGUAGCCAUUACCUUGCUUCCAAAAUCAACGAAGCCAAAGACGUGAUGCUUGGGAAGACAAAGGAUGGUGGAUCUGCAUUCUGAUAUAGUGAGUAUGGCUCGGAAGUUGGCUCAAAGGCAUGAGAUUGAUGAGAACUGAUUUGUUGGAGAGAUGGCCUUGCCAAUUUAGGAUCAAUAACUUCACUCUUGAAAGUGUAGGCUCCCCUAGAGUCAUAUUCACACAUUCUGGAUUCUUAGUUAUACUGCAAUAUGAUGAAAAUGUUGGCAAACCUUCAAGUUAUGUAUAAGUUUGGUGCGUUUGUAUUUUGGAUCCGGAUUUGGAUCUAGGCACCCUCAUUGUAAAUCUUGGAUAUUGACAGCCUAUUUGCGAAGAAGAAAUUUAUAAAAAUUCAGUUUAAUUAA